CUCAAAUCUAAAGAAGGUUUGCCUUGCGUGCUUUUCCACCGCCGGCCAAAAAAAUGGGCAAAGGCGGUUACGGCAAAGGGUGGCAGAACCGACGGUGGCAACCUGCCCACCAGCAAUGGCAUUCCAGCCACCAUGACCGUGCGUCAUGGCACAGCCAAUAUCGCCAGCCCCCACGUGAGAACUCCCUCACCCACCUUUGCGCCGGAGUAGUCACCUCGGCCUUCGAAAGAGUGUGUUCUGGAGUGGCGUCAGCUACUUGGGCUGCUGUCCAAGGUGCCGCCAACACUUUGAUGAAUGGUCGCUCAGCUACCCAAGCCCAAAUGCCAGCAUCAAAAAGUGGCCCUGCCGACAUUAUGAAGUGUUUGGCCGGUAGUGGCACCAAACCAGAGCAGCCAGCACACCCACCUCGCGAGACUGUGCCUACACCAAAUGCAAACCAGAACCAGUCAGUUGCAGAGCAAAUGGUGCUCAAUUUGCAAGAGCAGCAACUGCUCCUGCAAAAGCAACUUUUGGCUUUGCAAGAAAAGCAGCAGGCAGUGGAGUGGCAGCAGCAACAACAGCUGCGACAAGCACUGAAGAUAAACCUCGCCAGAAGGUACCUGCCCAGCCAACCGAUGAAGACCUAGACACACCAGGCAGCAAUCCCCCCCGGCCCAAGGUGCCAAAGACCAAGCACGCAGCAAAGCCAAAACCAAAGAGCAAAUUGACAGCGAAGUCCAAAGCGAUCAAAGGCAAGAAGCCAAAGGCCGAGUGACUAGCAGCUGCGCUUGCGCCCUGUGAGGCUGGCCUCCGGGUACUGUUGUGGCAACUUUGCCGACUUACAGUACUUCUGGGCAUGUGUUGGGGCCUGCUGUUCGUCAAUUUGCAACUGGCGGAAGCAAGCCUGCAAGCAUGGGGGGCUCUGCAAGGGGCCAAACUCGCCACCCAGGCGCUUGUUGAAGCAGCUGACAAAUUUGCACAUGUGAGCCGUGAGGCGGCUCAUUUUGAGCCCGCCCAUUUUGCAUCCAUUGGUGGGUUUACCCAUCUAGCCAUGAAUGUGGCCAAUUUCAUGCUUGAAUCUAGACAUUUGCCAUCUCUUCUGAAUCACCCGUUUUCUUGAUUUGCGCCUUUGUGUUUUGUUGUUUCUGAAGGUCAGAAGAUGGAAAUUCAUUUCACCGCAGUCAGAGGUUCAAAGGUUCAAAGGACUGUGUCGCAGUUCCCGCUGCGGCGCGACUAGUUCUGGCGCACGCCGCGCUUAAGCCAGACCGAGUGGCGGCAGUCCAGGGAGAAAAAA
Messenger RNA from Cladocopium goreaui, 1273 nucleotides. NCBI's taxonomy places the organism in Eukaryota, Dinophyceae, Suessiales, Symbiodiniaceae. The record is from the annotation of a GenBank genome assembly.